Messenger RNA from Lampris incognitus (smalleye Pacific opah), 3797 nucleotides. RefSeq names its product TBC1 domain family, member 5 (gene tbc1d5). The transcript is spliced from 23 exons. Gene Ontology annotation, biological process: activation of GTPase activity. Bases 198 to 2786 code for a protein of 862 amino acids. Lineage: Eukaryota; Metazoa; Chordata; Actinopteri; Lampriformes; Lampridae. The record is from RefSeq and is a predicted model, not a curated record. Gene Ontology annotation, molecular function: GTPase activator activity.
CUGCGCUUCACAGCAUCCGCCUGACUCGCGACUGUUUACAAACCAGCGGUCGGACCGAGCAGGCAGAAUGGGGGAGCCCUGCGUUAACUGAACAGGUCUCCAUUAUUCCCUGUUCGGCCUGCCAUCAAAUCCUAUUCUUGCCUGAGUUUGGGCUGUGGAGAAUCGUGAGGCUGUGACAAUCCGGCUGGGUCGCAGUCAUGCAGCACCCCAACUUCGAGACCCGCCACCCACUCCAGACAGAGGAGCAGCAGGAGACGGCCUAUGACCUGCCACACAACUUCAACAGGAAUCGCAGUAGAGGCUCCCUUGACAGCAACAGUUACUCACAAUCUCAGUCUACUUUCCUGUCAUACAGGAAAGAAUGGGAUGACUUGUUCCUCAACAGUAAUUACCUGGCCAGGAUCCGGCAGGCAGGCAUCAACGGUCGACUUAGGAGCAGCCGCUUUCGCAGCGUGUGUUGGAAGUUGUACUUGGACGUUCUCCCAGAAGAUAAGAGUCAGUGGAUUAACAAGACCAAGGAGGUCCGAGCCCAGUAUGAGAAGAUCAAAAAGACGCACAUAACCAAUCCACGCAAGGCUGCAGGCCAGCAGGACUUGGUGGUCAACAACCCACUCUCCCAAGACGAGGGGAGUCUGUGGAACAAGUUCUUCCAAGAUAAGGAACUGAGGGGGAUGAUCAAACAAGACGUGAUGAGAACGUUCCCUGAGAUGCGGUACUUCCAGGAGGAGGAUGUGAGGACCAAGCUAACAGAUAUCCUAUUCUGUUAUGCCAGAGAGAAUGAGCAGUUACUUUACAAACAGGGAAUGCACGAGUUGCUGGCUCCCAUAGUGUUCGUGCUACACUGUGACCACCAGGCCUUUCAGCACGCAAGCGAGACGGCCAAUCCCAGCGAGGAGAUGAAAUGUCUGCUGAAUCCAAAGUACCAUGAACACGAUGCCUAUGCCAUGUUCUCUCAGCUGAUGGAGACAGCAGAGCCUUGGUUCUCCAAUUUUGAAAGGGAAGUCAGAAAGGGGAAGGAGGAGAUGCUGACUAGCAUCCCGUUUGCUCGGCCCCAGGACUCAGGCCCAUCAGUUGCCAUAGUGACCAAAGUCAACCGCAUCCAGGACCAGCUGGUGAAGAAGCAUGACGUUGAACUGCAUAUGCACCUCAACCGCCUGGAGAUCGCCCCUCAGAUCUAUGGCAUCCGAUGGGUGCGUCUGUUGUUUGGACGCGAGUUCCCUCUCCAGGACCUGUUAGUGGUGUGGGACGCCUUGUUUGCAGACAGUAUCACUUUGGACUUGGUGGACUACAUCUUCGUGGCUAUGCUGCUUUACAUCCGAGACGCAUUAAUAGCUAGUAACUUUCAGACCUGCCUGGGCCUGCUAAUGCACUAUCCUCCAAUAGGAGACAUCCACGCUCUGCUACACAAGGCACUGUUCCUCCGAGAUCCAAAGAACAACCCGCGACCCGUCAACUACCAGUUCCAGCAAAACCUGGACUACUACAAGACCAGAGGAGCUGACCUGGUGAACAAGACCCGCACAAGUGCCAAAACGGCCCCGCUGAACAUCAACAAGGUGUCCAGCAGCUUGCUCAACUUCGGCAGGAAGCUCAUCGCUCCAGCCAUGUCGGGAGGCUCCGGUGGCAUCUCACCAAUCAACAGCGAAGUGCUCUCCACCCCCAACCCUGCCCCAACAGCCCUGCAGAGGCCAUCAGUCGAACUCCCAUCAAGCAACACUCCCCCGCAGACCCAGAGCCUAGCUCAGUCCCAACACUACCGACUGCUGAAGUCUGAGAGCAUGCCUGUCCAUCUCAGCAAAGAUGUAGUUUCAGACGGCGUGUCACAGGUCUCAGACAGAGCCCAGACUGACACACAAGGCCAAACCUCUAGGACGGUAAGCUCCUCUCCCAGCAUAGAGAGCCUUUCCGGUGUGCAGAGCCAUGCCACUGCCUCCCCGCCCCUUCCCCCCUCCAGAGGAAGUGAUGUCAGCACUUCGUCCCCUCCCCUGUCCGCCACCAAGAAGGAGUCUUUCUUCAACAUCACCCGUUCACGCUCCCACAGCAGGACUAUGGGCAAGAAAGAGACUGAGGAAGACUUGGAAGCCCAGGUGUCCUUCCUGCAGGGCCAGAUCAAUGACCUGGAGGCCAUGAGCAAGUACUGUGCCAAGAUGAUGAACAUGCACAUCUGUAAAAUUCAGGAAGUGAUCCUUCAGGAAAACCUGGAGAAAGAAGACGAGGUCCUUGUGUCCCUGGCAGGACUCAAACAGAUCAAAGACAUCCUGAAGGGGGCGCUGCGUUUCAACCAGAGUCAGCUGGAGGCUGAGGAGAAUGAGGAGAUCACCAUCGCGGAUGACCAUUACACAUCCACAGCAGCCGCACUGCAUGCCAACAGUCAGCUUGAUGACCUGCAGCAAGACAGCAAAAGCCAGCAGCACCGAGACUCUGACCAUGAAGGGAGCAUGAGUGUGGAGGAGAAAGAGGAGGAGGAGCAGGUGGCCACACCAGAACAACAGGUGGUGUCUUCCAUUGGUUCAGAGGGCAAGAACUGGGAUGACUACAUUCUAGUCUCCCAGGAUGGAGAUCUGCAAGCUCCUGAGGGAGCAGGAGGGGGAAGAGGAGGCGGGUCAGAGCGCACCCCUCCCACCAGAAAAGAGCGUGGCUCGGUGCGCAUGGAGCCAGAGGGCAUGAUGGGGACCUUCCACGACCCCCUGAUGGUGGGCGCCACAUCAGGCACAUCCAGCCCGGAUGAGGGCUCCACCCACAGCAAAGACUCUGACUUCACAAUUGUCAACCCCAACGACCUGUGAACCGACAGGCUCUCUCUCUCUGCCUCUUUUUCUCAGUGUGGGGCACCAUUUACUCUCACCGUGUACUUAGAGGUUGGAAUGUGGGAUACUGACCUGAGAUCAGAGAGAAGAACCUGAAGUUUUAGUGGUGAGCCAGUGCAUUCACACCUGGCUUAAAAACUUGCACAUGUGGACUGAGUUACAUAGCUGGCUUGCUAAGGACAGCCAGACAGAGUCACAAGUACCUUAUAUUCUGUCGCUCAAUCCUGGCAUCUGUGUCGCCUCUCAGAUGCUUUGUCCCCUACCCGAUGCCUGUCUUCUCGUUAUACCUGUAUUUUAAUAGCAGUAUCCUCUUCCACCAGAAGAGGGAGCCAUUGGACUGACUACUUUGUGACCACACCAACACUCUCAAGAACUGGAUUUAGUUCUGCAUUUAUCAGUGGGGGGAAAACCGCACCCCUCCGACCAAUUUCACUGGACUAACCGGAGUGUAAUGCUCUGCUUCUUCUGAAUAUGGACACCCUUGCCAUACCUCUGUCUGUAAUGUCUGUCCAUGUCCUUUCAAAGGAUGAUCUCUUACCUCCAUUCAUCCUCUCAGACAGAGGAAGACAUUGCCCUUCUGCCGGUCUGUGGUGAAGGGCAAUAAUCCCCCCCGUCAUCUUCUUUCAGUGCCUCAAGCUAUUUUUUUUCCCAACGACCAGACAAACCCUGAUUCUUCCUUCUUGUCUUUGUUAGCCUUUUUUAUUUUCCAGAAAAUAUUUUAACUUGUAGAUCUGCAUUUCCUAGGUAAAAAUGAUUAAAUUAUGGAGUAAGGUCUUUUUCUUUUCUUUUUCUUUUUUUCUUUUUUUUUUUGCUUUAUUUUUUAAAUCAAUUCCAAUGUGAACAUUUUUAUGCGAUUACUAUUCAUUUCUCAUGCCAUCUGUUCCUGCUUCCUGUGGUAGCCAUGUAAAGCGUUGCUCACUCAGAAUGUCCUUCUAGCUGACCAUCCAAUAGAAUUAACUCUAGACCAAUAAAAGAACAUUGCACUUGCUA